AUGAUCGGGAGAACAUCACUGUUGGAACAGAAGAAAUUACAAUGGGCUAAAGAAAGAGAAGAAACGGCGAGACUUAGUGGAAAUUGGGGCCCUCUCAAAUUUAAUGAUCCGAUCCGCACCGCAAUACGCUCCUAUCCCUCCACCAGCACAAGAAUGUGUAUGACCGAACUGAAUGGCAAAGAGCAACGUCACUACGGGAGUACAGUGAGUCUGAGAAGUCUCGCAUCAGAACAUUCUGCAAUUUGUGCCCCGAGUCUUAAAAGUUUAGAUUUUUCGGGGGGCAGUCUCAUCAAUUUGCAAGAUAAAACUGAAAUCCAUCAAGCGCUGAGGAGAAGGAGUCCCAGUUUACCCCCCAUAUAUAGCAACAAAGAUCAUCAACAAUAUCUGAUUCAGGAACAAAGAGCCCUUGGCGUGGACGGGUUACGGUACCCGCCUAGACGUUCAAACGGUCACCACGACAACCAGAGCGAUUCCUGCCACCCUUACGAGGAGAGAGAGGGUGAAACUUCCGGUUACGCUAGCGAUUCCGUUGAAGCCACUGUAACUUCACUACCAGACCCACUGAUGUCUUGUAAACAAUCAGAAAAUAAUACGAAUGAGAAAACUUGGCAAAAUCCUUAUUACACCAAUGAGGGUGCCUUACCACCCUCAAGAAGACUUUCGAAUAUCAGAGGUGGUGAAUUUAAUCGCCCUCGCUGGGAAAGCAUUUGGGGACAAAAUCCUUCAAAAGGAGAUCCUCCACCACCUUCUUGGCUCGAACGCGGUCUUUCUCGAUUGGAUCAUUCGACUCAGGUUUUAGUCAUCAAUCAUGAUAGUGCCAGCAGCCCCGACAGUUCAACGACAGGAUCGACCGGCUCGGAUUCUAACAAAACUUACCUGCGAGGCCAAAAUUUACCAAUCGAUGCUGACGUGCUGGUGGAACGCGAGGCCCGGAGGCAAAAGGCCAUUGAACUCCAGAAUGCGAUAAAACAACAAUUAGAGGAAAGAGAGAGACAUAGAAGGGAAGAAAGGGAGAAAAAAAUAAGGGAGGAACGCGAAGAAGAGGAAAGAAUACAAAGAGAAAGAGACAAAGAAAAAGAAAGGCUCGAAGAAGAGCAUCGAAGGCAAAAAGAAAAGGAAGCUGCCAAGGAAAAGAAAGCAGAAGCUAUGAGGGAGGUCAUCGAAGCAGCCGAACGUUUAUCAAAAGAAGAAAAAAAGUUACGUCGGAAACGGGACAUCAACGAAAAUAAUGAUACAACUCCUGAUCAGAAAAUAUGCAAACCCAGUUCAAAAGUGAGUCAUCCAGUUGAAGCUGUAUCCAAUCCCGAAGAAACCAAUAAUAGCACUAAUUGUAUCAAUAGCAUCAAUAGAAGCAAUAGCAAUGACACCCCAAUUGAAAAAGAAGAAAAACAGGUGAACAAUCAAAGAGAAAUUGACUUUAAAAUCAAAGAAACAAAUACUGAGAAAGAAUGUUUGGGAGAACCUUUCAGAGAGUCCUUUAAAGAAUCAAAAGAAUCAAAUUCGAUUCGAGUUCCAGUGAGCAAAGAUGUCGCAAUUGUUCUAAGUGGUAGACUCGAGGAUACAGAGCUUCUAAAUAAAGCCAAUCUCCAAGUGGUCAAUUUUGUAAUGACCCCAAGUCCCAGAAAGAAUGAAGUCAAUCAUCUCAUGAGCGAAUUGACUGCUUUGGUAAAUACUUUUGGGCCUCCUGGAUAUUCUUCUUCAAUAGCAAAAACUUCUCCUAGAAUUGUGGAAAAUCGAUUACUCACCCCCAGCAAAUAUAGGUAUCAAAAUUCCAGAGAAUGUGGAACACAAACUGAUACUGAGAAGGAGUUUCAAGACUUGCAGGAUAGAAUUCAGGAAUUGGGAAUCAAUAAGAAUUUUGUAAAGGAGAGGAAGGAUGCUGCUAAUAAUAAUCGCAGAGAUGUGGAAAAGUCGACAUGCACGAGUACGGGAGAGGAAAUCGCAGUGAAAACUUUGCCCAGGAUGAAGACACAACCUAGAAUGAGUCUCGAAACGAGACCAAGGUGGAAUGCUAAUCGUCCAGGCACAAGAUACAGAACCCAGAGUGAGAAGGAUCCCCAUUAUCAGCAUCGAAUGAGACUCAGGAGGCGUCGACUUGAGAGCAGCGACGAAGGAUCUAGGUCACCAUCUCCAGAUCGAAGAAAGCACAAUAUUUCAAAGCAAAAGACACGAAACUCGUCAAGGCGCAAGGCCAAAUUGGAUAGUUACGACGCAGAUUUGUCGAUGGAUAGUCUCAACUCCAUUAUUCCAUUGCGUUUUGAUGAAAAUGGGAGAAUCAAUAUCGAACACCGUAGAAACGAGCACGAAAUAAAUAAAUAUAAUGAAUCUUCCAGUUAUCAGCAAAACUUCAAAAAUGUCGAUUCGAAAAUGUGGUGCGGGCAAGAAAUCCUCUCCCACCUUUCUACCCUGAGAAAUGGCCUCGUGACACUGAAGGAACAGUGGGAUCCUCAAAAAUGUCCAGUGUCGCCAAUUACAGAGCUUUAUUAAAACAAUAUUUGAGAAUCCAACCUUUAUU
This is a messenger RNA of Belonocnema kinseyi, 2515 nucleotides long. Its product is annotated as hepatoma-derived growth factor-related protein 2. The record is from RefSeq and is a predicted model, not a curated record. Gene Ontology annotation, cellular component: microtubule; cilium. Lineage: Eukaryota; Metazoa; Arthropoda; Insecta; Hymenoptera; Cynipidae. Bases 1 to 2487 code for a protein of 828 amino acids. Gene Ontology annotation, molecular function: microtubule binding. The transcript is spliced from 11 exons. Gene Ontology annotation, biological process: cilium assembly.